CUGUUUAAAAUGGACAUAUUUAAUUAAUCGUAAAAAAGCUUGUAUAAUAUAAUAUGAUAUAUAAUUAAAUAUUUAAAAAUAUAUAUUUUUACUAAGGGCUAUCAAAAUAGCUGGGGCUCAAUGUUUUUCACAACCUAUACGAGCAGGUCUAAAUCGGGGACUAAUUAACUUACACGAUGACGGGCUAUUACUAAUUUACAAAAACAAAAAAAAAAUAGAUAGGAUACACAAUAAUAAUAUAAUAUUGUUAAUAUUUGUAAUGUGUAUGUUGUAUUAUAUAUUAAUAUUAUAAUUAAUGGGUUAAUUGGUUGAGACUUGAGAGCUCAUCGUUCAGAGGGAUCGUGUGAUUUUUUACGUAGUUAAACUUGAACAGACUUGACAUGCUGUCAUGGAACAAAAACUUAUGUACCUGUGCGAUCUCCAUGACGUCGUUGUAUGACUAAAAUUAAAUCAAUACUUCGGAUGUGCGCCGCGGCCCUGUACCCACAGUUUUCAGUACGUAGCGUAGGUACUGUUAUGUUUUUGUUUUGACUGUCCCCGACUCCCGAGCGCGUAAUAUUAUGGUACGCAAUUAAUAAUGACCGAGUCGUGUAAAUGGCUACUAACGGCGGCGAGGAAGGAAGUCUGUUUGAUUUGGACACAGUGCGGUCAUUACAUAAGACAGUAAUUGCUCUGAGAACGGCUCUUGAGCGGUCGAAAGCGGAGCUCGAGUUGGUGAAGAAAUCUUGUGGCGCCAUGGAUGAUAAAAAGAUUGUGUGUCAAAACUCUGAAGAAACCGAUGAGAUCGAGUUAAUAUUUACAACGGACGACAAUAUGAAUGUGUCGCCUAAUGAAGAUCUUGUAUCUAUAGAUAAUGUUUUGGAAACUGAUAUAUCAAAAUGUGGAGCGAACUCCAAAGAAAUGACAAAUUCUAAAUAUCUCAGUCCAUUACGGCCUAUUUUAAAGGAUAUCACAUUAAAAACACAAGAAGUUGAAGCACAGACAGAUAUUACCGCUUUGCCCCUACAAUGGCGUUCUGAAGGAUUUUUAAUUAAUCAGGCCAAGACUACAUCAACAAACACAACAUUACCAUCAAAAUUUAUUGUACCAGUUGACAAGAAUACACGCAAACAAUGUUUGCGUGUAUCUAAAAAAACUACAGAAUCAAGAAGAGUCAUGUUGUCAGACAUUAAUUUUACAAGUAUGGUGCCAGAGUUAUCAAGGAGUGUUGAUCAUUUGUGUCGGCAACCAGGACCUCUCACUCGUGAACCAUCAAGAUCAAAAUUUCCGCGGAGUCCUGGUUAUUUUUCUGUUGGUUCAUCAUCUUCACGAUAUGAUUUUGGUUCGGUAUUUUCCGUACAUUCGUCAUGUUACCGAUGUCAAGUAAGACCGUCAGUUAUGUCAUUGGAAGCACGACAUAAUGCAUCGUGGUCAUCAGUACCAUCUUCUCCAACUAAAUGCCGGCGAUCAGCAAGUGUUCCAUGUGAACCGUGUGCAUCAUUACAAGAUGUGAAGUACUCAUCUACUGCUACAUUAAAAGCAGAAGAUGAAGUGCCAAAGAAAAUCAAAAACAGAGUAUCAUUUAAAGAAUCAGGGAAAUUGCGUUUGUCAAUGCCAGAUUUAAGAAAAUCAGAAGGAGACUCAACUGAUUCACUUAUAGAAGAAUCUGAAUGUGUUGUUCGCAAUGCUAUAGACUGUCUCAUCACUGGAUGUCCCACAGGUAUCAAGGAAUGUAAAAAGCACAGACGUUAUUCAGAACCGUAUCACAUGAACAUAGAGUGUUGUUCAAUGAAAGUGCAUGGCAAGCCAUAUUUGCCAAAGUCCAUUUACGAUCUUCAAUUGAACGCCUAUGUCAAGGUUAUUACAAGCUUUGGUAAAGUAGUUGGUGGGCGACUGCGAUAUAUAGGUCAUGUAGCAACUAUGACAGAGCCACUAGUAGGAGUACAAUUUGAUCAAAAGAUUGGUGACUGUGAUGGAUCUUUAAAUGGGAUCAGAUAUUUUGAGUGUGGAAUCAAUAACGGACAAUUUGUUCCAUUUCAAAAGAUUGUUAUGGCUUGGAGAGAUAUUUAAACAUAUAACUAAUAUCGAAUAUUCAUAGAAAAAAUGUUAUUUUAUGUAUAACAGUAUUAUUCAAUUAAAUCUUGUUGUGAAUUUACUAUAAUCAAAACAUAUUUAUAUUAUUAUUAGAUAAAUUUAUUGUAAACAUUAAUUAAUAAUUAUUAUAACAUUAUGUUUGAAAUUUAAAAUACUUUAUUAACACAAAUACAAAGAAAGUUCAGAUGAAAAAGAAAAAUAA
This is a messenger RNA of Metopolophium dirhodum (rose-grain aphid), 2275 nucleotides long. RefSeq lists its product as uncharacterized. The coding region runs from base 595 to 2049 and encodes 484 amino acids. Lineage: Eukaryota; Metazoa; Arthropoda; Insecta; Hemiptera; Aphididae. The transcript has 6 exons. The record is from RefSeq and is a predicted model, not a curated record.